Populus trichocarpa (black cottonwood) is the source of this 2892-nucleotide messenger RNA. Its product is annotated as pentatricopeptide repeat-containing protein At1g62930, chloroplastic. The record is from RefSeq and is a predicted model, not a curated record. The transcript has 2 exons. Lineage: Eukaryota; Viridiplantae; Streptophyta; Magnoliopsida; Malpighiales; Salicaceae. Gene Ontology annotation, molecular function: protein binding. Bases 156 to 1796 code for a protein of 546 amino acids.
AACAAAAAAAGAGUUGUAAGAAAUGACGUCGUUUUAGCAUGGGAGAACAGUUUAAGGAAAAGAAUUUAAGCUGAAGCGUUACCGUUUCAUCCUAGGUUAAGCCAUGUUUCCCUUUCUCCCCCCUCCUCUGGCAUUCUUCUCUCCUACUUCAAGUGAUGGCCAUGGCAAUGAAGCGGCAAAGUGCUGUAAUGGCCAUUUCUUCUUCAGCUUCAACCCUUUUAGGGUUUCAUUCUCAGCGAAGCCAAACUGAAAAGGGUAUGAUUUGCUGUCUUCAUACUUCCACUAUUAGUCGUAGUCGUAGUGGUAGUGGUAGGCAAAAGUACCAAAAGGGAUGUUCUCUUACAAACAUUGAAGAUGCCUUGUUUUCUUUCAACCACAUGAUUCAUAAGCAUCCCCUGCCUUGUAUUGUUGAAUUUGAUAAGUUAUUAUCAGCUCUUGUUAGAAUCAAACAUUAUGGGACUGUGCUUUCUUUGUCCAAACGAAUUGAAUUGCUGCGGAUUGAACGUGAUGUCUUUCAUUUUAACAUUUUGAUCAAUUGCUUCUCUCGCUUGCAACGUGUCGAUUUUGCGUUCUCUGUCUUGGGAAAAAUCAUUAAGCUUGGUUUUGAACCUGAUGCUGUGACUUUUUCUAGUUUAAUUAAUGGGCUUUGUUUUGAGGAUAAAUUUGCUCGUGCUAUGGAAUUCUUUGAUGAGAUGGUGGCGAGCGGAUAUCAACCCAAUCUACAUACUUAUAAUACGAUUAUAAAAGGUUUUUGCAAGAUUGGGAAAACCACUGUCGCUGUUGGAUUGCUCAAGAAAAUGGACAAGGCAGGUGGCCGGCCGGAUAUUGUAAUCUACAAUACAAUUAUUGAUGGCCUUUGCAAGGAUAGACUAGUCAGUGAAGCUUUAGAUAUCUUCUCUGAGAUAAAGGGUAAAGGUGUUCGGCCUGAUGUUUUCACUUAUAGUAUCUUAAUGCAUGGUCUAUGCAAUUCAGACCAGAAGGAAGAGGCUUCAGCAUUGUUCAAUGAAAUGAUGAGUCUGAACAUCAUGCCAGAUGUAGUUACCUUCAAUAUUUUGGUUGAUAAACUUUGUAAAGAAGGCAUGCUUUCAGAGGCUCAAGGAAUAAUCAAAAUAAUGAUUGAAAAGGGUGUGGAGCCUAAUUAUGCGACUUAUAAUUCGUUGAUGAAUGGCUAUUGUUUGCAAAACAAAGUUUUUGAAGCUAGAAUGGUAUUCGAUGCAAUGAUAACCAAGGGCUGCAUGCCUAAUGUUGUUAGUUACAACAUCUUAAUCAAUGGAUAUUGUAAGGCCCAGAGGAUAGAUGAGGCAAGAGAACUUUUCGAUGAAAUGAGUUUUCGAGGCUUAAUUCCUAACACUUUUAAUUACAACACUCUUAUUAGUGGCUUGUGCCAAGCAGGGAGACAUUGUGAAGCAAGAGAGCUUUUCAAGGAUAUGCAAGCCCAGGGCUGCUCCCCAGAUUUAGUAACUUGCACAAUUUUGCUCGACAGCUUAUGCAAACUAGGGUAUCUUGAUAAUGCAUUGAGAUUGUUUAGAGCAAUGCAAGAUAGUUGCUUGAAACCUAAUUUGGUAACCUAUGAUAUCCUGAUUCGCGCCAUGUACAAAUCUGGGAAUCUUAAAACUGCAAGGGAACUGUUUAUGGAAUGCACAUUCAAUGGAUUGCAACCUAAUGCUAGGGUAUCUACUGCAAUAAUAAAUGGACUUUGCAGAGAAGAUUUGAUAGAUGAAGCGUACAAAGCUUUCAGAAAAAUGGAAGAGGAUGGCUGUCCACCAGAUGUUUGCUCAUACAAUGUUAUUGUCUGAGGAUUUCUCCAGAACAACGAGAAGAUUUGAUAGAUGAAGCAUGCAAAGCUUUCAGAAAAAUGGAAGAGGAUGGCUGUCCUCCAGAUGCUUGCUCAUACAAUGUUAUUGUCUGAGGAUUUCUCCAGAACAACAAGAAGAUUUGAUAGAUGAAGCAUGCAAAGCUUUCAGAAAAAUGGAAGAGGAUGGCUGUCCUCCAGAUGUUUGCUCAUACAAUGUUACUGUCUGAGGAUUUCUCCAGAACAACGAGAAGAUUUGAUAGAUGAAGCAUGCAAAGCUUUCAGAAAAAUGGAAGAGGAUGGCUGUCCUCCAGAUGCUUGCUCAUACAAUGUUGUUGUCUGAGGAUUUCUCCAGAACAACGAGAAGAUUUGAUAGAUGAAGCAUGCAUAGCUUUCAGAAAAAUGGAAGAGGAUGGCUGUCCUCCAGAUGCUUGCUCAUACAAUGUUAUUGCCUGAGGAUUUCUCCAGAACAACGAGAAGAUUUGAUAGAUGAAGCAUGCAAAGCUUUCAGAAAAAUGGAAGAGGAUGGCUGUCCUCCAGAUGUUUGCUCAUACAAUGUUGUUGUCUGAGGAUUUCUCCAGAACAACGAGAAGAUUUGAUAGAUGAAGCAUGCAUAGCUUUCAGAAAAAUGGAAGAGGAUGGCUGUCCUCCAGAUGUUUGCUCAUACAAUGUUAUUGUAUGAGGAUUUCUCCAGAACAACAAUGCAUCAAGGGCAGAACAGCGAUGCAUCAACGGCAGAACAACUUAUUUUGUUUAUGCUCAUUUCAGAGUUGAGGAAUGAAAGCUGGUUAAUUCUUCUCUAGAUGAUUAAACGAAUUUGGAUUUUCAUAAUAAGUAACUUUGAAGAUGCUCUUGGCUGCAAUGUGCGUGGAUGCUACCUUUCUUUUGCAAAUGAAAACAAAUAAAUAUGCAGAGCACUUCCACUGAGUUUUAUUUCAUUUAUAUAUUUAUUUAUUGUUUUCAAAUAGCUUCUUCUGUUUGCGGAAUACGAUUAUAUGUCGUUUUGUUUGUUGAAUACAUGUACGGUAUGUUCUCAAGAAAAAAAACUUUGUAUCUUGAAGUUUUAUACUGUACAGUGGGAAUUAAACUUCUUGUGACUG